AAAAUAAAAAAUUCCAUCUCCGAUAUAUUUAUAUAUAAUAAUACAUUUACAUUGCUCCUCCUCUAAUUCUUCAUUCAUUCUUUGUCCAAAUCAAACCAAACAAUAAGAAGAAGGAGAAGAAGAAGAAGACCCUUUCCUCUUUCUAUCACAGGAAGAGGAAGAGGAAGAGGAAGGGGAAGAGGAAGGUUCUUGUUGUUGAAAUGGGAAGUAGUACAAAUUUGAUUAUUCUCUUUGGUCGGUAGGUGUGUGCAUAGUUAAUAUACAGUGAGAAUCGGGCUGUCGACAACGGUUGGCAGCCUGAUUAUUAUUUUUAUUUUUUUGUUGUUGUUGAACACGCUCACAGGUUAACGAAUAUUCCCCACCUCUAUCCUAUAUUCUUCUUCUUUUCUAUCGAAUAUACUCACUCAAUCUGCUUUCCUAUAUAUUUUUGUUCUUCUUUCUCUUGCACUCAACGUCUCUUUUAGUUUGUUCAUUCCCAUUUUUAUUUUAAUCCUCAAUUUGCUUGCUUAUAUUUAUAUAUUUAUUGUUAUGAGAGAUUUUGAGCUUUAUUUCCAAUAUGGGUUCCUUCUCAGGAAUCCUUCAACGCCCUUUAGCUGCGGCUACCACAGUUGCUGUAGCUUUUGUUUCUGCUGAUAAACUGCCCCUUCACAGAUCCUCUGAUACUUCUUCUUCUUCUUCUUCUUCUACAUCAGAUUUCGUCAGCUCCUCAACUUCCAAUUCCUUACAGCAACAACAACCCAAGCCAUCAUGGAUUUCUCAUUUCUCCGUUUCUAAGCUUGCCAACUUUUCUUUUGUAGCCAGAAUUCGAGUACCUCUUCCCAACAUUAACUUCCCACCGGUUCCUGAUUCGGGCCGCAAUUUUGUUCCCUCUUUGUUGUAUUCUUCUCCGGCUCUUCUCAAUUUGUUUCAUCCUGCAGAGUUGGCUAAGCCUCCAAAGCCAACUGCUUGUAUAACUACCUCCUCGCCUUCUUCUUCUGAGGUUAUGUAUAGAUGGCAUUUACCAGAGCCGAAUGCAAUUGAUGUUUCGGGUACUUCUGAUUGUUCAUCCGCAAAGUCUAGGACAGUGGUGGUUUUGCUUGGAUGGUUGGGAGCAAAGCAAAAACAUCUUAAUACAUAUGCAGAGUUGUAUACUUCCAGGGGGUUUCAUGCCAUUACCUUUACUUUCCCAAUGGCUGAGAUUCUCAGUUACCAGGUUGGUGGAAAAGCUGAAGAGCAUAUAGAUUUGCUUGUGAACCAUUUGGCUGAUUGGUUAGAAGAGGAGCAUGGAAAGAACCUGGUUUUUCAUACCUUUAGCAACACUGGAUGGUUAACGUAUGGGGUUAUUUUGGAGAAGUUUAAGAAGCAGGAUCCUUCUUUGAUGGGAAGGAUAAGGGGUUGCAUUGUAGAUUCUGCACCAGUGGCAGCACCUGAUCCACAGGUCUGGGCAUCAGGUUUCUCUGCAGCUUUUCUCAAAAAACAUAGUGUUGCAACGAAGGGAACUAUUUGCUCAAAUGAAUCAGGCAUGAAGGUAUUGGUUGGCAGCAAAGAAGUUGUGGAACCUAAACCAGCAGUGACUGAAGCUGCUUUGCUAUUAGUUCUGGAGAAGUUCUUUGAGGUGGUUUUGAAUCUUCCUGAAGUUAACAGGAGGCUUUCUGAUGUAUUGGGCUUGCUAUCAUCAGGACAACCAAGCUGUCCACAAUUGUACAUCUAUAGCUCUGCAGACAGAGUCAUUCCUGCAGGUUCUGUGGAAUCUUUCAUAAAGGAGCAGCGGAAGGCUGGGCGUGAGGUCAGGGCAUGCAACUUUGUGUCCACACCUCAUGUUGAUCAUUUUAGAAAUGAUCCAAAACUGUAUACUCUGCAGCUGACCCAGUUUCUGGAGGACUGUGUGCUUACUUGUUGCAAACGUUCUCAAUAGUCAAGUUAUUGAAUCACUAACAUUAAUCCCUUAUAUUUAUUUAUUUUUUAUUAUUACUUCA
This is a messenger RNA of Quercus robur (English oak), 1955 nucleotides long. RefSeq lists its product as uncharacterized. The coding region runs from base 557 to 1894 and encodes 445 amino acids. The transcript has 5 exons. The record is from RefSeq and is a predicted model, not a curated record. Lineage: Eukaryota; Viridiplantae; Streptophyta; Magnoliopsida; Fagales; Fagaceae.